AAAACUGAGCGGCCUGACUACAUCCACUAGAUAUUACCAGAUACUUGGAAUGGAACCGGAAGAAGUAAGCGCAAAUGAAUCGACCGCUGUAAACAAGCCAUUCACAAAAAUAUCGGAUAAUGAAACCGCGCUGAAAACGAGUAGUGAUGUUGUAACAGCGUUAAAAUCAUCAUGACGAACAAGAAUAAAUGCUUUAGAAGAAGAAGAGCAAGCUCUACAUGCACUGAGGCUACAGGACGACUCAUAAGACUAUUUGUAAACUAACGCCCCCCCCUUCUGUACACUUCCGCGAAUUUUAAUUUUGAAAUAAUAAAUCACUGGUGGUUCCAUUCCGUGUUCUCCCUGUGUUGUGAAGUGCUCAGUUAACCUUGUGUGUUUGUGGUUUAGAUCUUUCAGCUCGCUUUAGUGACUGCUGAAUACACGAGUUACAAUGUCUGUCCGCUUAUAUCUCUCAAGAUUGUCAUGUUUUCGACAUUUCGUCCAUACUUCAAGAAAAAUACAAUUUCCGGUACAUAUAAAAAUGCCUUCUUUGUCCCCAACCAUGUCUGAGGGCUCAAUCAUCAACUGGGUUAAGAAUGAAGGAGAGCAGGUAGCUGCUGGAGAUAUCCUCUGCGAAGUUCAGACGGACAAAGCCGUUAUUGCAUUUGAAUCAGAAGAGGAAGGUGUACUUGCCAAAAUAUUGGCACCCGCUGGCUCAUCAAAUAUCAAAGUCGGUGGUUUGAUUGCUGUGUUAGCCACUCUAGACGAGCAUUGGCAAGAGGUGGCUGCUUCCGCCGUAUUACUAUCACAACCAUCUACAGCCGACAGUAUUCCAAAACAGUCGGAAAAAAACCUCACCAUCCCGGAACCACAGUCAUACCGCUUUUGUUCAAUGGGACCUGCAGUUCGUCUUCUGUUACAAUCACACGAUAUCGAUGGAUCUCAAAUAAUUUCUACAGGACCACAUGGCCAAUUGCUCAAAGGGGAUGUUUUGGCUUACAUAGCUAACAACCAAAUUAAACCUGUUGUAUCCAAUCAGGGAAAGCCAAUUAAUGAUAUCCCUGUUAUGCAAACUGUCUCGUCAUCAGCCACUUUCACAGAUAUCACUUUAUUGAAUAUGAAGAAUGUUUUUGCCCAACGUUUGUCGGAAUCAAAAUUAUCUAUCCCACAUGAAUAUAUUCGUGCAACUACUCGCAUAAAUCGUUUAAAUGAAUUGAGAACAGAACUGAAAGUGAAUUCGGAUAUAGAUUUUUCUAUAAAUGAUUUCAUCAUCAAAGCUUGUGCUUUAGGCUUAAGGCUUGUUCCAGACUUAAACGCCAUUUAUGAUUCUCAAGCUGAAUCUCCCAUUUUUCUGAGAUCGGUCGAUCUAAGUAUGGCAGUAGCAACUAAUUCAGGAUUACUUACGCCAAUUUUGCAUUCUGUAGAUACACUUAUUAUUUCUGAUAUUUCAAAGUUGUCGCAACAGUUAGUGCGUAAAGCACGAGAUGGUAUAUUACAACCACAUGAACUUGAAGGUGGGAGUUUCACGUAAGUGUCUGUUUAGAGCUUUAAUCACAUUCAUUUCUGGUGUUUUUAGAUGUUUUCUAGUAAACCAUAAUCCGUAAAUAUUCAAUAACCAUAUGCAUCAAAAUAUAAAGCAGUGUUUAUUAAUAUAUUUUAUUAAAUUUUCAUCAACAAAGAUGGGAGAGAAAAAACUCAUCCAAAUGCUGGAAGAUUCCAAUUAUUUUAAAGUAAAACGUGGUUCAAUUGCUAAAUCAUCCAGCGACCACUUAUUGAAUCUUUAAUCUUGGAAUCUACGGUAUUCGAGAGUUCACCACUAUUGUGAAUCAUCCUCAAGUGGCUAUUUUGGCUGUUGGGAGUGGUUUGCCAGAGGCUUCUAUCUCAACAUCAUAUACAGGAAAUGAAAUAACUUUUUCAACCAAUAUAACGCUAACAUUGUCGAUUGACUCACGAUGUGUAAGUGAAGUUGUUGCAGGUUCUUUCUUGAAGUAUGUUUGUAGUUUGUUAGAAGACUAUCCGCAUCUUUUACUCGAUGGUGAUCCUGUUUCUUUGUCUUUGAAGAGUAAUAAUACUUCCUCUCAACAAGAUGAAUUUGAUAAUUUAAUGCUUUCGAAAGUAAAUACAGAUAUUAUUCAAACCUUGGUUUGAUUCACUGAUGUGCUGUAUCUUUCUAUUUCUCCUACUUUAAUUUAUUCUCUAUUUACAGUUAUUCUAUUUUGAAAGUAGUACACGUCUGUAAAAGCAACUUUCAUUGAAAAAGUAGGCUAGUAAUGAUUUUGGCUGUUAACCUUUGUUAUACUGUCUAUUUAAUUAGAAUUCUUAUUUGUACUGUCUUGUCAUGGAUAAAUACAUAACUAAUAAGGCAAAAGUAACUUGCUAACCCUCACGAAUAAAUAAUAUUUAUUUUUUUAAAUAGUA
Messenger RNA from Schistosoma spindalis, 2397 nucleotides. Lineage: Eukaryota; Metazoa; Platyhelminthes; Trematoda; Strigeidida; Schistosomatidae. The record is from the annotation of a GenBank genome assembly.